Penicillium mononematosum is the source of this 1236-nucleotide messenger RNA. RefSeq names its product DUF3712 domain-containing protein. The record is from RefSeq and is a predicted model, not a curated record. The coding region runs from base 1 to 1236 and encodes 411 amino acids. Gene Ontology annotation, cellular component: fungal-type vacuole membrane. The transcript is spliced from 5 exons. NCBI's taxonomy places the organism in Eukaryota, Fungi, Ascomycota, Eurotiomycetes, Eurotiales, Aspergillaceae.
AUGGGCAAAAAUACAGAUACCCCUGCAUAUCUGACUUCAGAUGAUGCCAAAUAUACUCUGGGUAUUCAUCGUGGCCCAUUGAUAUCCAAGGACGAUGAUGGCGCCCAGCUUGCACAAGUCGAAUCCGCCGGGGGUCUAUCAUUGGAGACGAGGAAGUUGAAGCGCAGUGAGAAGUUCCAGCGCCAUUGGAAGCGAUUCUGGUGUCUGCAUCUUCUGGUGACUAUCAUCUUCCUAGCCAUUUUCCUACCUGUCUUCUUCCUGGUUGCCAUUCCAGCCAUCUCACAAAUGGUCGUCAACAAGUCCGACCUAGUCUUGGUCAAUGCCUCGGUCCUGAAUCCGCGACCGGACAAGAUCCAAUUGACGCUGUUGUCGGCAUUGGACCUCAAAAUUGCCCUGCCGGUGCGCAUCGAACCAAUCACAUUAGAUCUGUUCGUGCGCGACACCGGCGCAAAGAAUGCAUGGGGCCAGGCUAAAAUCGACGGCAAAGUCAUCAAGGGCAACACCACGCUAGGCGUGAGCAAGGUCGAGACGCCAUUGACCAACUUGACCACCUGGGAGGAAUACGUGUACAAUGUCGUGUUCGAGAAGGAGACUCCGCUGUCGGUCAGAGGUGUAACCAAUUCGUACUUGGGUGUGCUUAAGUCCAAGGUCACUAUGGACAAGGAUAUCAUGUCACCAGUGCUGAACCAAUUCAAGGGUUUCAGCAUCUCCGAUAGUGGACUCGUUCCAGCCCGUGAAGACGGCACCAACCUAAUCGGGAAUGCCUCCCUCCCAACCCACAUCACUAUCAAACCGGGCGACAACGUCUUCCCUCUCACCGGAAUCCUUGACAUACACACCAUGGUCUCGAACCUCCGAGAGGUACUCGCCUCGCAGGCCAAGGCCAUCGCAACCGGAAACUUAGCCCUGGACACGGUAACCCGAAGCGUCACCUGGAAUGGCGAGCUGGUGCCAUACUACACCGAUGUGAUGAAGCAGCUUACGCUGACGGCCAACGUGCCAAUUGCCGAUCUGGUUAAGAACACUGUUCACAACCUGCUCAGCGGCAAUGAGACCCUCAGAGACAUUCUCAACGCCGGUGACAGCGACACAGCCAGCUCAGCACUAUCUGAAACCUCCGAGCUCGCAUCCAAGAUGAAGACGAACGUUGCAGUACGCAAUAUGUUCCGAGACGCACACCCAGUUAAACGGGAUUUAAUUAUCAACUCGUUGGCUGGGAUGUACCAGAAGCUGUGA